Lytechinus variegatus (green sea urchin) is the source of this 1837-nucleotide messenger RNA. Its product is annotated as lengsin-like. Gene Ontology annotation, cellular component: membrane; cytoplasm. The coding region runs from base 251 to 1591 and encodes 446 amino acids. The transcript has 2 exons. The record is from RefSeq and is a predicted model, not a curated record. Lineage: Eukaryota; Metazoa; Echinodermata; Echinoidea; Temnopleuroida; Toxopneustidae. Gene Ontology annotation, molecular function: glutamine synthetase activity.
CAUCGCUUGGCCCAUACGUACGUCGAACGAGCCAAUCCCUCCAUCAGUAUUCGACUGGAGUUAACAGACUGUUACUUAUCUCGUUCAACUGAUUGAAGCGCGCUGACUAUCAACAAUUUGGCGGGAAAACGUUCAGCAGUGCUCGAUUAUAUCUAAAAACUUGUGUGUUUUUUUGUUUGACUUCCAAGGCAGUCAUCUUAUUCGAUACAGAUCUGCAAACAAAACUUAGGUUCCUGACGUUGACAGAAACAUGGAGAGAGCACUGAAAAUGAUCGAUCUGUUUGGCAUCACAUCAGUUCGCUUUGAGCAAACUGAUUACUACGGUAUCCCACAUUGCAAGGUGAUACCUGUUAAGCACUUUAGGGAUAAAGCGAUACACGGCCAAAACUUCUGCCUAGGGUAUUUAUCUUUCAAUCCCCAUGGCCAGCCCAUCAGUGGUACAGGAUACGGCGAGGAGAUCCACUACGAAGACGCAGUUUGCUUUCCAGACUUGGCUUCCUUUCAGACCUUACCUUGGUGCAAGAAGACAGCACGGGUUAUCGUAGAGGGCGUCUAUGAAGGGAAAGUGUGUGAGGGGUACCCAAGGGUUGUUGCACGUCGACAACUUGAACGCCUGGAGGAGAUAGGAUACUCACUAUUUUCUGCCCAUGAGUUUGAGUUCUACUUGGUCGAUAAGAAGACGCAAGGACCAAUCGAUAAUUCCACCAACGCAAAUGCCACAUCGCGCCUCUUUAAAAUUGAGGAUUUUACGCAAGACGUAUUGGAAGAAUUACCUAAAGCUGGUGUGGAUUUAGAGUUCAUCGGUAGCGAAUCGGCCACGGGACAGUUUGAGAUCGUUUACCGUCCAAGCUUUGGUAUUCGUGCUGCAGAUAACGCCCACACAUACAAGAUGGGGAUCAAGGAAAUCGCACAAAAACAUGGAUACAUCGCAAGUUUUAUGUCGAAACCUUGGCCAGAUAAAAGUGGUUCAUCAGCGCAUUUUUGCCAUUCUCUUUGGGACGUCACCGGAGAAACACCCCUACUCUACGAUCCGUCUCAACAAUACCAACUUUCUAAGCUAGGCCAGUAUUGGGUAGCAGGUCUCCAUGCUCACGCAUGUGCACUAGCAGUUCUAAUGGGUCCGACGGUGAACUGUCUCAAACGUUACAAACCUUUCAGCUUUGCCCCAAGCAACGCAACGUGGGGGAUGGACAAUCGAACGUGCGCCUUCCGCGUCAGGGUCCAAGGUGCCAAAGGGACCUAUAUCGAGAACAGAAUGGGAGCGAGCGCGUGCAACCCCUACAUCAGCCUAGCUGCAACAGUAGCAGCUGGAAUUGACGGUAUCGUCAGAAGGUUACCUCUACCUGAGUGUGUAGUUGGAGAUGCCUACAAGGACGAAGACGUCCCACCGCUGACACAAAAACUACCUAACAGCAUGACGGACGCGAUAGACUGCUUACUGAAUGAUGAGGUUAUUGUAUCUUCCCUUGGGCAAGAAUUCAUCAAGUGUUUUAUUGCGGGGAAGCGAAACGAGGUGGAACUCGAGAGAGCGGCAGUUGAAAGGGGCGAACUGCAUAAAUGGGAGCAUGAUUAUUUUUUUGAAGUGAUGUAAUGGACAAUAAUAAGUACAAAAUUCGUGACCAAAUAUAUGUUGUAUCGUAGCGUUAGUGGUAUGGAGUGUUCAAUUUUUUUCUCGCUGCUCAAUGUUACGUAUUCAAGUACGGUGUAUUCAAUAUAAGUACGGUUUGUCUUGACGUGAAUUUACCGCUAAUGUUGUACAUCUGGAGCCCAUUGCAGAAAGAGUUGCAAUCAAACGCAACUCUAAAAAUCAUGCGCAACUUGAUUUUCAACCAAUCAA